Messenger RNA from Xiphias gladius (swordfish), 2436 nucleotides. RefSeq names its product pyrroline-5-carboxylate reductase 1b (gene pycr1b). The record is from RefSeq and is a predicted model, not a curated record. Lineage: Eukaryota; Metazoa; Chordata; Actinopteri; Istiophoriformes; Xiphiidae. Gene Ontology annotation, molecular function: pyrroline-5-carboxylate reductase activity. The transcript is spliced from 9 exons. The coding region runs from base 249 to 1220 and encodes 323 amino acids. Gene Ontology annotation, biological process: L-proline biosynthetic process.
AUUGGUCAAACGCGCAGGUUUUCUCUGUUGUGAUUGGCCAGUGUCGCUGUCCGUUAAGGUUAUGGACCGCGCUGGGACUGAGUGAAAAGGAAGCCACGUUGACACAAAAAGUGGUGUUUUAUGUGUUUUUAUUUUUUUUUUUCAGGCGCCGGGAAGUAACGGUCACGCCAUCAACUUGCAUUUGCCCAUUCAGGGACCUCAACUGCAACAUCUAGGGAAAGGACAGAGAAGCCACAUCAUCCGACACGAUGAGUGUUGGAUUCAUUGGAGCAGGCCAGCUGGCUCAUGCGCUGGUGAAAGGGUUCACAGCUGCAGGUGUGAUUGCUACUCACAGGAUUACAGCCAGCUCCCCAGACACAGACCUGCCGACUGUGUCAGGGCUGAGGAAAUUGGGGGUGAACCUGACAACUAGCAACAAAGAGACUGUCAGUAAGAGUGAUGUGCUCUUCCUGGCUGUGAAACCACACAUCAUCCCCUUCGUUCUGGAUGAGAUUGGGCCUGACAUCGAGGACCGUCAUCUCAUAGUGUCCUGUGCAGCAGGUGUUACCAUCAGCUCCAUAGAGAAGAAGCUGCUUCAGUACCGUCAAACUCCUAAAGUCAUGAGGUGUAUGACAAAUACUCCGGUGGUUGUGAGAGAGGGAGCUACAGUGUAUGCCACUGGUACACAUGCAGAGGUCGAGGACAGCAAGUUACUAGAGCAGCUGAUGGCCAGUGUAGGUUUCUGCACUGAGGUGGAGGAGGACCUCAUCGAUGCCGUCACCGGGUUGAGUGGCAGUGGACCGGCCUACGCAUUCACAGCCCUGGAUGCUCUUGCAGAUGGAGGAGUAAAGAUGGGUCUGCCGAGGAGACUGGCUGUCAGACUUGGUGCUCAGGCCCUAUUGGGAGCAGCUAAGAUGUUGCUGGACUCAGAGCAGCACCCCGGCCAGCUGAAGGACAAUGUGUGCUCACCAGGGGGCGCCACCAUCCACGCCCUGCACGUCCUGGAGAGUGGUGGCUUCCGCAGCCUCCUCAUCAACGCAGUGGAGGCUUCAUGCAUCAGGACACGGGAGCUGCAGUUCCUGGCAGACCAAGAGCGUAUUUCUCCAGCAGCCAUUAAGAAAACCACAUUGGACAAGGUGCUCCAGCAGCCUGGAGUCACAGUCAGCGGAGUGGCUAAUGGGAACGGUAGAUCUGGGCUCAGCCUGUUCAACACUCGCAGCACUGGGAUCAAGAAGAACUGAAUACACAGAGCAGCAGGCAAACACACAAACACAUUACAGGUUUAAGUGUACUAUGUGUGCACAUGUUGACAUACAUACAUCUUAUACUGUUCAGCCAUAGAACUUAAAAAACGGACUCAGCACUGGUCUGAAAUAAUUUCCAAAUUGCGAUGCCAAAUUAUUUAUUAAUACUUGAAGGACAUGCGGACAGUGAACCUGAUGGUGACACCACUACUUUACACACCGUACAGUACAGUUGUAUUCUGGAUGCAUUGCUUACAGUUAUAGCCUUACAUUGUGAUGCAGGAUUACUGUCUACAAAUACACAAAUCCAGAUACACACUGAAGAGCAAAAGUGCAUUUACGAUCUAUUGUCAGUCUGUGUUUGAGCUCUUGACUAUCUGGGGCUGUUGAAUGGUAAUGACCCAGUGGGCCAUCAUGGGAUGCUGGUACACACCAGGCACCAGAUGGCUGCUGGGAUACCAUCAAGCUGUUAAUGUACAACAGUAAGCCAAAGCCUUAAAACCAGUAAGUAAGGUUUUGGAUGACCAAUGUAUGUCUUAAAUGUCUUUCUUCCAAAAAAAAAAAAAAAAAAAAUGAAGCCACAGUGUAAAUCGUCAUGUAUCCUUCUUUACUUUGUGCAAAGAAUUAUCAAUGUUUGGCCAAUGGUAUUACAGUGUUAAAGACAAAAUUUGAAUAACUUUAUUUUUGGUUGUUUUUACUGUCGUAUAUGAAAACUAUUGUCUUCAUGGAUAAAAUACCCUGCUUGGGUGUUACAAAGGGGUUUCUAGCAUAUUAAGAACAUUGUGUCUUUGACCCUCUGACCUAUAACAGUUUUUUUCACACACAUAAAGGUCAUUCCAAGCUUUAAGACAACUCUUAUGUCAACAGUUUCCUCAGAUCCUUCUGUUGCCCUUAUGUUAGGGGUUUUUGUUGCACUUAACGACCUGUUAUCUAGAACCUUAAGAUGUUUUACACUAUGAAGGCACUUUUUGUGUUUUCUCCCAUAAGGGAAUGUGAUGUUUUUACCUGAAAGUGCUAGAAGAAAGCUUAGUUUAUCUAAACGGCUUGUUUAAGAAUAUGUUAAUACAGUUAUAAAAGCAUAACAUCAGCUACCAAUCUGUCCCAGUUGUAUGGUUCUAUAAUGUUACAUGUUAUGCCCUGUUUUGUUUGGCGUAUCGACCAUUGAAUUGGUGCACCAGUCUAAAGGACAAUAUUAAAGAAGCAGAAUGAAAUA